Molecule: messenger RNA, 145 nt
Organism: Racocetra persica
Lineage: Eukaryota; Fungi; Glomeromycota; Glomeromycetes; Diversisporales; Gigasporaceae
Source: the annotation of a GenBank genome assembly
AUUGUACUGAUUUCACAGAAACAAUUUCUCCUAUUAUAAAUGAUGAAUUUUCUGAAGAAGAUUUCAGUCCAAAAUUAAGGAAUAUUAAACCACCAAUAUUUGCUGAACUAAUAAACAAAAAAAUAAAUACUGAUGAAGAUGCUAA